AUGCCCGUGCGCUCGACGCCGGUUGGAUUUUUGAAUCCGCUCGCGCCGUCGCUCGCGCCCGCGGCGGCGCCCGCGCGCGCGACGGCGAGUCCGUUGGGUGAUGCCGCGCUCGGCGGUGGCGCCGUUCGGCGACGGGCGGGGACGGAGGGGCGUGGGUGGGGGGAUUCGAGCGCGCGGGCGCUCGCGCGGAGCGCGGCGGCGGGCGACGUGAACGAGACGAUGCGAGCGGCGAGAGAGCGACCGGAGAGCGUGAACGCGGUGGUGGGAGAGGAUGGACGCCGCGCGCUGCACCACGCGGCGGCGAGUGGGAGCGCGGGGGGGGUGGAGGCGUUGCUGAGCGUCGGCGCCGAGCCGGAGGCGCGAUGUCGGAGCGGGCGGACGCCGCUGCACGAGGCGGCGAAGAACGGACACGCCGACGCGGCGAGGAAGAUUAUAGAUGCGUAUAAGGUGUACGGGCGAUUCUUUGGCGCGUCGGAGGGGCGAAGGGUUGAUGUGAACGCGCGAGACGUCGCUGGAUCGACGCCACUGCACGAGGCGCGGGAACGAAGGGUCAUCGAGAUUUUAUUGCGAGAGGGCGCCGAUGGGACGCAGCGUCGAGGCGAUGGCUCAAAUGCGCUACACUUGGCGUGCGAUCGCGGCGAUGGGUGGGCAUCGGAGGCGCUGCUCGGGUGCGGGGUCGAUUGUGACGCGCGCGACGGCGUCGGACGCAGCGCGCUGCAUCGGGCGAGAGACGGGAGAUCGGCGGCGGCGCUGUGCGCGUCUGGCGCGGAUGUGGACGUCAUGAACGACGAUGGAUACACCCCUCUUCACGUCGCCGCGAUGGACGGGCGUUCGGAGGUGAUCGUUCGGUUGGUGAGCGCCGGUGCGCAGUUACGCGCGAGGACUCGAAAUCGAGGAAGUCUGCUGCCGGGCGCAACAGCGGCAGAUCUGGCGGCGAAGUACGGUCACGACGACGUCGUGCGCUUGCUCGAUGGUGCCAAACAAGUCUCGCGAACCGGCUAUCUCUCCACGUGCGCCAUUAAUCAUAACGAAGAACGAUUCGUGAAACAGAUGCGGCGUUCCAGCGAGAAGCGCAUGGGCGUCGUUUGGGGAGUCAUCGUAGCCGUCGUUAUCGUGCUCUUCGCGCUUCUAAUCGGGCACUUUUGGUACGCCGAGGCAAAGAGAGAGCUCGAAGAUUGGAGGAGAGUUCGGAGCGCUCGCGAAAAGGCGAAGAUGCUAAAGGCAAAGCAAAGGGCGGCGGCGGAAAAGGCGGAGCUCAAGCGAAAGCUCGAGGCUGAUGCUCGAGCAAAAGCGUGGCAGGCAGAGGCUCGUCAGCACGUCGAGCGUGUCUUGAAGUGCGGCGUGUACGGCACGAGCGCGGACGGUGUCAAGAAAGGUGGCGUGCACAGAUGCAUCUUGUUUGGUUCGGACGGACGCGGUCUAUCAGAGGAAACGAGCGGGAGCUGCGGAGUUUGCGUUGGGUUUCUGCAAGACUUUCGCGAGAGCAAGUCAGAGUCCGAUAUCGACGCGCAGUUGACGGCAGCGUGCACGAAAAAUCAAGGGAAUAGUCGCGUUGGAAAGAUUUGUGACUCGCUAUUAGCAGCACGCAAAGAUUUGCGGCGACAAAUGUCCUUUGGCGUGCCUCCGGCGAAAGUGUGCGCUCGUCUAGGCGCCAAAGAUCCUGAGCUGUGCGCGGUGAAACCGGCAAAGGAGGGUGACUUAUCCAGCGACGGUAAAGGUGAUGUGGCCGCUCGCGAUGCUUUCAAGCGACUAUCCCUAUAUAUUCACCCGGAUAAGCACGAAAAUUCCGCAGCCGCGACUGAGGCGUUCAAAAUGUUGAACACGGCGCGCGCGUACAUGGACUCAAAGGCAAAAUUGAAUGAGAAGCGCAAGCAGGCGAAAGCCGGUAAAACCGACUAG
Ostreococcus tauri is the source of this 1899-nucleotide messenger RNA. RefSeq names its product Ankyrin repeat. NCBI's taxonomy places the organism in Eukaryota, Viridiplantae, Chlorophyta, Mamiellophyceae, Mamiellales, Bathycoccaceae. The coding region runs from base 1 to 1899 and encodes 632 amino acids. Gene Ontology annotation, cellular component: nucleus; cytoplasm. The transcript has a single exon. The record is from RefSeq and is a predicted model, not a curated record. Gene Ontology annotation, molecular function: protein binding.